GUAUAUAGUAAUCUAUGGUCAUGUCUCACGUCAGGCACGUCACACGUCAUUUGACAUUUUAUUUCUGCCUGGGGGAGGAAGAUCAUGUUCGUUUCAUCAUAAUAUAUUAGUUGCAAAAGUAUUUUACAGUGUUACAGUGAGUGUCCGAGUGCCUGUGUCAUCUCAUUUAUUAUCUUUAUAGAAUAAAUUGACAGCAUAAUGUUCAGUUGGCUAAAGAAAGAAGGUGAAAAAUCCGAAAGUAUAGAAAAUGUCGUGGAGGGUCUCAAAAGAAUAUAUAAAACAAAACUUUUACCCUUGGAGCUGCAUUACCAGUUCCACGACUUCCAUUCACCACAGCUCGAAGAACCAGACUUCGACGCCAAACCUAUGAUCCUACUUGUUGGUCAGUACUCCACCGGUAAAACUACAUUCAUCAAAUAUCUGUUGGAACGGGAUUUCCCGGGUAUAAGAAUAGGUCCUGAACCAACCACCGACAGAUUCAUCGCCGUAAUGUAUGAUGAAAAGGAAGGAGUGAUACCCGGCAAUGCCCUCGUCGUAGAUCCCAAAAAACAGUUUCGCCCUCUGAGCAAGUUCGGUAAUGCUUUUCUGAACCGGUUCCAGUGCUCAACGGUUAGCUCGCCAGUGCUGAAGGGCAUCUCCAUCGUUGACACACCCGGCAUCCUGUCGGGAGAGAAGCAGCGCGUAGACCGGGGCUACGACUUUACUGGUGUGCUGGAAUGGUUCGCCGAGCGCGUCGACCGCAUCAUUUUGCUGUUCGACGCACACAAGCUCGACAUCUCGGAUGAAUUCAGACGCAGUAUUGAAGCAUUGAGGGGCCAUGAUGAUAAAAUCCGUAUUGUUCUGAACAAAGCUGACAUGAUUGAUCACCAGCAGCUGAUGCGUGUUUAUGGUGCUCUUAUGUGGUCCCUAGGCAAGGUGCUGCAAACACCUGAGGUGGCCAGAGUGUACAUUGGGUCUUUUUGGGACCAGCCUUUACGCUACGAUGUCAACAGGCGAUUGUUUGAGGAUGAAGAGCAGGAUCUCUUCAGAGACAUGCAAUCUUUACCACGAAAUGCGGCUUUGAGAAAGCUAAACGACUUGAUCAAGAGAGCUCGCCUCGCCAAGGUUCAUGCCUACAUAGUCAGUGAACUAAGGAAAGAAAUGCCUUCUGUCUUUGGAAAAGAUGGUAAAAAGAAGGAAUUAAUAAAGAAUUUAGGUCAGGUGUAUGACCGUAUACAGAGGGAGCAACAAAUAUCACCUGGUGACUUCCCAGACAUCAAAAAAAUGCAGGAAACUUUGGCUAACCACGACUUUACCAAGUUCCACCCCUUGAAGCCCAAGCUGCUUGAAGUGGUGGACCACAUGCUGGCCACUGACAUUGCCCGCCUCAUGGACAUGAUUCCACAGGAAGACGUGAAUAUUGUGUCCGAGCCACUCAUCAAAGGUGGUGCGUUCGAAGGUGUGGAAGACCAAGUGUCACCAUUCGGCUACGGACGAGGAGAGGGCGUGGACGCCGGCCACGGCGACCCCGAGUGGAUCUGCAGCAAGGAGAAGCCGCGCUACGACCAGAUCUUCCAGGCGCUGAACCCCAUCGAUGGAAAGGUCACAGGCGCUGCCGCCAAGACGGAGAUGGUCAAGUCGAAGCUGCCAAACUCGGUGCUCGGCAAGAUCUGGAAGCUGUCGGACAUCGACAAGGACGGGUUCCUGGACGAGGACGAGUUCGCGCUGGCCAUGCACCUCAUCCACGUGAAGAUUGAUGGGCACGACCUGCCCGCCGAGCUGCCCGCGCAUCUGGUGCCGCCCUCCAAGCGGAACUGAGCGCCGCCGCGCCGCGCCGCCUACCGCGCAACGACUGGCCCGGUUGGUACACAAGUACAUCUUAUGCCUACUUCACAUUUAUGCACUUUUAUGAAAUUUGAAAGUUAUUUAUUAGACGCCGAGCGGAACGAGAGAAUUACUUGAUACACUUGAAUUUGUAUUGUACGCGACAUACAUAUGUCAUUGAUGUUGUCAGCUAGGAGCGAGCCUGUGUCCGCCACGUCUCGCCACGUCUCGCCACGAGCUAGCUUUGUGUGGUAGGGAGACAGACAACAACAAUCAAAGCAAAUGUUCAUUGUACUUCCUCAAGAUAAAUGUAUUUACUAAUCUUUAAACACUAUUUAUUAGCUUGCAUGUAUUUUUAAGUUUUAUUUAUACGUGAAAUUAGGUUGAAAAUGACCAAAUAGCUGCAUCCAAUGUAUUAGCUUUAUUUACUUAAAUUACUGUUAGUGCGGGCUGCGGGCUGCGUGCUGCGGGCUGCUUAAUUUAUUUUGUAAACUGUAUUCGUUAAGUACAUGUUUAUUUUCCAAAAUGUAUUCAUAAAUGAUGGAAUAGUGUAUUUGUGUCUCGAACGGACUUUCUGGUUCCGUGCUUGAGUCGUUCCUACUAGAGAGCCGUGGGCUAUGUAUCUGGUAGCACCGCGCAUGCGUGCCUUCGCUGCGCGCUACACUGGGGCACUGACUGCGAGUGCAAUGUCCGGGGUUUGUGUAAAUACAGAGUUUAUAUUGGCUACAUUUUUGAAAUGUAUUUUUGCCUGUGGGUGGCGCCACUGCGCUGCCGCGUGACGUCACGGGUGACGCGACGCGGCCGCGCGGCGCCCCUUCUUUUUACAUUUUGCUAACAACUGUAUGUACAUAAAGAUAUAUGUAAAUUGAAUACAAUAUUAUUAUCGUAAAUUAUAAAUAGAGUUUAAUAAAUAGUU
Spodoptera exigua (beet armyworm) is the source of this 2719-nucleotide messenger RNA. The record is from the annotation of a GenBank genome assembly. NCBI's taxonomy places the organism in Eukaryota, Metazoa, Arthropoda, Insecta, Lepidoptera, Noctuidae.